AUGAUAUAUGACUGGGCCUCAGAUAUCUAUCGGGAAGAUGUCAUUAAUUGUCUUUCUAACUAUGAAUCCGGUGUCGAUGAUACCAGAAGCGAAACAGAAAGCAUCGUCUGGUGGGAUGCACAGUCCCAGGUGUCUCAUUCCAAGAUAGAGCAAACUCAUCUUGAGAUAUACGAUUCUGACGAAGAUUGGAAUCAACUACCUCGGUCGUUUCGGUCAUCGUCACCUUGUCCCCCGGGAUCGUUCCCGAGAACACCAGAGCCCGAGGAUCUUGAUUUACAAGAAAGCCCACUGGGACAUUCCUCGCUAGAGGGAUUCCCCCGAGAAUGCAUAAGUCCUCCUAUUGUUAGUUCGUGGGAGGCUAAUUCCAUUAUCCAAGAUGCAAACAAAGUGAUUUUUACCUUUCGAUCCCUAUCUCUGCCCGAAACGUUUGGAGAGCUCGCCACGAUCCUGUCGAUUCCAAGCCCAGAAGACUUGAGGCAGAAUGCAGCAAACUUAUUGCAGCUGUUUAAUCUAGAUCGUCCGAUCCAAAUCACCGCGAGCUUUAUCUCAGCCUUGAAGAAUAUGUGGACUGGGUCUAGUGAUACCGAAGAACACCCUCUCCUUCCGAGCAACGAAUCUGUUUACGCCCACAUAUCGUUCCAGUCAUAUCUCCGGCCUAGCGACUACGGCAUAGUUCGAGAAAUCACAGCUAUCACUGGGACUUCAGAUGCUCUAAGCUCUCUUUGGACGAUUGCCAAACUAGGCCCACCCAGCUUUCUAGGAAAUCGGAAGUUACUCCUUCAAGGGCUAGACAAAGUCGCGAUUUUGAAAAGAAUGACGGGGUCGAAUUCUUUGAGAGCAGCUGUGCAGAAUUCUUGUUUUACAAUGACCGUUAUGAAAGACCAGUGGGGCUCACCGGUCUUCGACUGGGUGAAAGAAGACUCGCAUGGCGAAUAUACGUCAAAUCUGUGGAUUAACCUUGGUCAUCAGUCUUCUGGAAUUAUCAUGUCGCCGAUUUUUGGCUACUUUUGCGCAACAGAAAAGAUCUGCAAUUCGGAUGAAUACAUUGGUUCGAACUUAGAUGAGUUGCUACGCUGGGCAGAUGGGGAGUAUUUCUUUGAUCGGGGUGCAGUCAUUUUCAAGACGCCACUGGCAUCGCGGGACAAAUGCUCAUGGUACUGUCUCACUGUCUUCGAUGAUACUGAUCAGGACCAUCGGCCAAGUUUGGGUCAAAAGCUGUUGCGCUUGUUAGAUGAAAGGGUUCUAUUUGAGGGUCAUUUGGUACGCAAUGUAACACUGGAGGACCAGGGGUUCAUUAGAUAUUGGGCCAACGCUCUUUUGGAGGGAGAGUUGGUAGGUUCAUUUUCUUACCCCUGUUAG
Molecule: messenger RNA, 1359 nt
Organism: Penicillium manginii
Lineage: Eukaryota; Fungi; Ascomycota; Eurotiomycetes; Eurotiales; Aspergillaceae
Exons: 1
Coding region: 1-1359 (452 amino acids)
Source: RefSeq, a predicted model, not a curated record